Messenger RNA from Bipolaris victoriae FI3, 3330 nucleotides. RefSeq lists its product as hypothetical. Bases 1 to 3330 code for a protein of 1109 amino acids. Lineage: Eukaryota; Fungi; Ascomycota; Dothideomycetes; Pleosporales; Pleosporaceae. The transcript has a single exon. The record is from RefSeq and is a predicted model, not a curated record.
AUGGCCUCCACGCCUCCACCCUCGCAGCCAGUCCCCAUACGCUCUCCCGAUAAGCGCAACGUCGACAUCCGUCACCCAGUCCCCGAUCUGCAAUCGCUGCAAGGGGCCUACCUGGGCAACAUUGAGCGUCUCGAGGAACAUGCCGAGCGCAUGAGCGAGGCCGGCUCCGACCUCCAGGAAGAGAUACGUAAGACGUACUCGGAACUCAAGCUGACAGACAGCCGACGUUCCUCGCUACGCUCUCUCCAGACGGGUGAAGAACUUACUAGGCGUCUUAGCAACAGGAGCCGCGGCGUCUCCAUCAGUUCCCAUGCCAACUCUAUAGUCGACCUGAACGGCAAUGCACGAUGGGGGGGUUACUCUCCAGGGGGUUACAUCACGUCACCCGCCGAUUCUUUGCGCUCGGGAUCUUUGCCUAAACCUCCGACUUCGAACCAGCGUCAGCGAUCAGAAUCAAAAGCGUCACGGUUGGGCCAGGUUGUACAUCCAGAGCAAGUUAAAGUCAGACAAAGAUACUAUGCUGCCCAAACAUCGUCACCCACACUGCCUCCAACUGCUCCGCCCCCCGAGGACCGUGAUUCAGUAUCACCCCCACAGCGAAAAGUCUCGUCCUUUACUAGGAUAUUUGAUGAUGUUGCAAAUGGACUACCCGAAGACUUGCGCAAUACCGUCAUGACGGGCACACCUCCUAGGCACCCUGACGGUCACUAUUCUGAAGACAUGCAUGAUCAGUAUCCAGACCACCGCAACCUCCCUGACCGACCACCCACCUCGGCCUCAACCGAUACUACCCAUCAAGCACACACACUAUGGCAAGACUUUGAUGGUGUUCACUGCCCAGAUACUGUCAAAGAAGAAUCGGAAUCGUCACCCCACAGUCGCCGUCGUCAUAGCCGGCCAUCCUCCUACAGCCACUCAUUUACGGAUAAUAACUCAGGCCAUCAGUCUUAUGGCGCUCCACCACCUGAAGAUGGCAUGGUCUUCUAUCCUGCCCCUGUUCCACAAAUGCUCAACCUUCCAAAACGUCUGUCACAACUACCCCCAAGUGAUACAAGAGCCCGGCGCCGGACACAAGUUCUUGAAUCGAUGCAGGCGGAAAACAGGAAAUCGAUGCCCAUGAAUCCAGAUAACAUCAUGGAGACCUCCAAGGCAAAUAAGAGGAAGACGAGACAGAGUUUAAUGGGCCUACCGCCUCAAUUGCGAGCAAGUGCUUACUUCGACAAUCAAGUGGCUCCUUCGCAGGAAUUUGCCGUCAAAGGUGAAUCUGCUCAAGACACACUCGAAAGCAUCCUGGAUGCAUCUGCACGUGCACCAGUCUCUGCGUUUACCGACCAUCCUUUUGGCGGCGAUGUAACCCGUGAGGUUUAUGGUGUAGAUCACAAACGCAAGAGCUCCAAAUUGCCAGAAGUGCCGCCAACACUGCAACAAACCAGGAGGCGAAGCUCUUUCAACAUACUCGACACCAAUCACAAUGCAAAUGGAGAACGCCUCAAGAAACUGAAGAAACGCAAUAGCUCGGCUGAUAUGAACCUACUUCUGGUCAAGGCAAGUGAAAAUAGGAUGAGUCUAAGUGACGACUUGGACCAUUGUGAUGAAGAAGAACGAGGCCCUCAUACUGCAAAUGAUUUGAACCAUUCUCGAAAUUCCCAGGAGAACCCGAAUCGCCACUCUGAUGACAAUGACCGUGAACACGAGGAUACUUCGAGUGAUGAAGAUAAAGAGGAAGAGGACGAAGAAUCAGAAGAAGAAGAGGAAGAGCCCCAGUUUGGUGCACCAACUACCUUGCUAGCUGAACUUCAGCUGCGACAAGCAAAGCAAAAGUUAAGAAACAUGAACUACGUCACCCUGAUGGAUCAAGGUCUGAUUGACGGUCGCCAAACUUUGCUUCAAAUGAACGAUGUAGCCGAAGCUGAGAAGCAGCGCAGGAUCCGCAAAAAGGUCAAUCUUGCCUGGGAAGCCCCUGGAGAAGAUGAUGAUUCUGAGGACGAUGUACCGCUGGGUGUUUUGUAUAAACAAGCUGCGCCAAACUAUGCGCCACGCAAGAUUGUGGGACUGAUUGAGCAGCGCGAAAUGGAGGACAACGAACCCUUGAGUCGUCGGCGAAAUAGGCUUCGUGGGGCUGACCCGAGACCUCGCCAGGCUCCUCAGCCCGGACAACCUGGCCAUGAACCGAAUCUUGCGGUUCCAGACAUCAUGGCUGAUCCCAUCUCAGAGGAAGAGGAGGGUGAGACGCUGGCUGAGCGUAUGCGUCGACUAAAGGAGAAGCAACAGCUUGAUGCGGCCUUGGGAGAUGAUGUUCGCAAGAGCACCGUGAGCGGUGAUUUUGCGGCUGAGAUGAUGAGCAAACUCGGUGUUUCAGAAGGCCAUGAUGAAGCCCAGGAUGCACACAAAGCCGCGGUUGCCCCGGGUACUGGGGAGGAAGAGGAGGAGACUCUUGGUCAGCGCCGCGCCCGCCUCCAGGCUGAGGCGGCGGCCCGUGGUGACCAGAUACCAUCCGCUGGCCAGCGUCCCAUGUUACGUGGUGCCUCUUCUCUCGCAGACAUUCUCUCUGCCAAUCCACUUGAUCCUCACUACCAAGCGCGCAAGGUGUCAAACGAAGCACUGAUUUCGAACCUCCCCCAAGGUAGUCUUCUGCGCCAAAACAUUGUCGACGAGGAGCGAAGAAAGCAGGAACGUCUCACGGCAUAUCGGCGAACCUCUGGUUAUGGACCUAUGGAUCCUCUGGUCCCAGGCAUCGGCGACAAGGAAAAGGAUGACGAUGAUGACAAUAUUCCUUUGGGCAAGAAGAUCCAGGCCUACAAGGAUGCCCAUAAUCCAAUCACGAACGGGCAGAUGGCUGCUAGUAUCUCCAAACUCAACGCUCCGCGAUCUCCGUCACCACCGCCACCUCAACCGCAGCCGCAACCACAGCUACCAGGUAUGCUGGGCAUGAACAGCAUGGGAAUGAUGUCCGCACCCAACUUGAACAUGCCCAUGCAGCAGCCCAUGAUGGGCGGUGGUAUGGGCAUGGGGAUGAACAUGGGCAUGCCAAUGGGAAUGGGAAUGAACAUGGGUAUGAUGGGUGGCGGCAUGCGUCAAAGCACCAUGAUGGGCGGUGGAGUCGGAAUGCCCAUGCAGAUGAAUCCCAUGCAAAUGAAUGGAAUGGGCGGUAUGCAAAUGCCCAUGCAGAUGCAGAUGCCCAUGAGCGGUGGCAUGCCAAUGGGAGGUAUGGGUGGCGGAAUGCCUAUGGGAAUGCCCAUGGGUAUGAUGCCAGGACAGAUGAUGGGACCGCCCAUGGAUCCGAGACAGAGAGACCAGAUUGAUCGGUGGAUGUCGGGCAUUAGGAACUGA